This is a messenger RNA of Daphnia carinata, 1206 nucleotides long. Its product is annotated as THUMP domain-containing protein 2-like. The coding region runs from base 148 to 1206 and encodes 352 amino acids. The record is from RefSeq and is a predicted model, not a curated record. Lineage: Eukaryota; Metazoa; Arthropoda; Branchiopoda; Diplostraca; Daphniidae. Gene Ontology annotation, molecular function: tRNA (guanine) methyltransferase activity. The transcript has a single exon. Gene Ontology annotation, biological process: tRNA methylation.
AAAACAGACGACACGAAUUCAAUUUUCAAAUCCAACAGGUUUGUGUUUGAAUUUCAGUCGAUAGUUAAAAACAUUCGGUUUUCAUUUCUGAUGAGCACUUAUACAGUAUAUAUAGUGUAAAAUAAAGAUGGAUAAAAGAAUCAGAAGAUGCCUGAUUUCUUUUGUACAGUUGGCUUUGGCCUAAAUAAUUUUGCUGUCUUGGAACUUGAGGCACUACCUACUGUGACUGUUAAAAAAACGCUGACUGGGAAAGUGUUUUUCCAGAGUGAUCGUACCGUAACGUCACUUCUAGCUCUAAAAACUGUUGAAAGGAUUUUUGUUAAUGUUGUUCAUGAUGAGGUGGAGCCCAAUGUUAUAAAUUCUCUUGAUGACUGGCUUGCAAACAAGCUAUGCAGUAAAAAUAGCUCUCUUGAUGACUCUCUGCUUACAUGGAAAGAGUUUGCAAAAAAAACGAGUGAUGAUCCAAUAAAGUUCAGAAUCAAUGCCAGACUUUCAGGGAUCUUUCGCAAGUCAUCUCUCUUCCAACGUGUAUCUUCAUUGGCAGGGAACAUUUUCCAGCAAAAUUCCAGCUUAGUUAUAGACCUUCACAAACCGGAUUUGGAAAUUUUUCUUCAUCUCAACAACAGUUUUUUUACAGUGGGACUACAGUUAACAAAAAAACCAUUAUCUGACAGAUGUUACCUGGAUCAUAUCGCAGUUAGAUCCACUGUAUGUGUUGCUAUGUGCAUGGCAGUCGGUCUUUCCAGUGAUGAUGUGCUCUUAGAUCCCAUGUGUGGAGCUGCAACAAUUUUGGUUGAAGCCGUGAAGCAGUUUGACUGUAAAGCUGCAGUAGGCGUUGAUUGUGAUCUUUUACAGCUCAAACUUGCACAAACCAAUUUAAAUACCAGCCUCUCGUAUCCUCGGAUUGAAUUGGUGUGUGGAGAUUCUCGUAUCAUUUUUUUUAAACAACAGCAGUUUGACGUAGUGCUUUGUGACGUUCCCUUCGGUCGAAAGUUCGGUGUUCCCACGGAAAUCCGUCUCCUCCUAACAAGCAUUGUGAAGACUAUUGACGCUGUUUUAAAACCAAAAGGAAGAAUUGGAAUCUUGAUUAGUGAAAAGUUGCGACAGUCACUCAUCGAUCUUUGCCCGCCCUGCUGGUCCCUAGUAGAACAGCAUCCAUUGCGCCUUGGCACAUUACCGGCUGCAAUUGUGACUUGGAAAAAAUAA